Messenger RNA from Folsomia candida, 3472 nucleotides. It is a transcript of the gene eya, whose product is annotated as eyes absent homolog 1. Gene Ontology annotation, molecular function: protein tyrosine phosphatase activity. Lineage: Eukaryota; Metazoa; Arthropoda; Collembola; Entomobryomorpha; Isotomidae. The coding region runs from base 589 to 2325 and encodes 578 amino acids. Gene Ontology annotation, cellular component: nucleus. The record is from RefSeq and is a predicted model, not a curated record. The transcript has 16 exons. Gene Ontology annotation, biological process: negative regulation of extrinsic apoptotic signaling pathway in absence of ligand; multicellular organism development; positive regulation of DNA repair.
AUGGUUCAGUUCACCUUCAACAGGACGAUAGAGGAUUUCACUUCCAUUGCUUCAUCCUUUACAUACCAACUAAUCCGAAACCAACUUUCUUCUCAGUUCCUCGGGUGAAACCACACAAACUUUUACCAUUAAAAGCAACAUAAAUGUUGUAGCCAAUUGUGAAAUAUUUCAACGACGGCAAAUCUAUUUUUAAUUGGAUUUAAAGUAAUGUUUGUAACAACAGGUUUGAAGGAAAGUGUAAAUACAAUUGGAUAAGUUACAUUUUAUACAGUUUAAAAAAAUGGUGUAACUAUGUACAAGGAGCGGACAACUGUUACAAAACUGUGCUUUUCACAAAGAGUGCAACAAAAGUGAGCUAAUUGAUUUUGACGAACUAAACAAUUUAAAAGGUAACUGAUCAGUUAGCAUCAAAUUUGCGGAGACAGCGUAAAGUAACGCAAUCGAGGAAGAAAGCUUGAAGAGAGAAAGUAAGAAUAGCGUCAGUCGAUCAACUUCAUCACAUUCACCACGGUUUCAUUUCACGACGACGGGAUCCAGUGUCACUCGGUCGAUGUUAUUGAGAAAAAACCGAAGAAACAAAAGAAGAUCAUGCUCUAUCAUGUCUCCUAUUCACAACCCUUAUAUCAGGUGAAACGAGAGAGAAGUGAUCACAGCGAAGAAUCUCAAACAAUACUUUCAACCGAUCAAAGUCCACCGUGUUCCUCGAAUUCUCCUCAAACUCUUUUAUCGGAUGGUCAGAGUCAUCAGUGGAGUCAUCGGGCAGUCAUCAUGGGAUUGAGUUCUGACUUACCCGGCAAUGGUGACGGGAAAGUGGUGGAAGGCCCGAAAUCCUCAGAUAAUCACCACGGGGAGUCACCCUUCUCCAACUCUGAUUCCGUGGGUUCUUUCUCCGACAAACCAGCCGACUUCACCUCUGCCUACUCUCAACUCUAUCAAAGCGGGAUGGGAUACAACGGUGGGUCAUACAAUCAAAGUUCUUCGUUCUACAACGGAGGACAAGGCUAUGCUGCUGCUGCUGUUCUUUCCCAGCAGCCAUAUCCCGGAGGUCGAGCCCAAUCUUGCAAAGCGACGAAUGGAUCGUACUUGUACGGAGGAGCUCCGUUCGGGAGCGGAAUGUCGGGAGGGCUGGGCUACCCGGGUGGGACCGGAGCCAGCUACGGAAGUUACCCGCAGUACCACCAGGAUUACCAGUACUCCACCCCCUUCCAACCUUCCGCCGCGGCCUCCACUGCGUCCGCCUCCUAUUACGGACAUCACCACCAUCCCUCUGCCUCCUCCUCUUCCUACUACUACAACCCCUCGCCCUCCGCCCCCACGACUCCCACCACGACUCCCACCGCGUAUGGUUCCGGCUCCAAUCCUCCCGUCAUCCCAGAAAACUUGGGCUUUUUACCCGGAGAACCAAGUCCCCCCUCCCCACAAAUUAAGGAAGGGAAAAGUAGACGAUCAAGAACAUCCGGGGGCAGAGGUAGACGUCCGAAUCCUUCUCCAGAUCCUGAGCACAGUUUGGAACGAGUCUUUAUUUGGGAUUUAGAUGAAACAUUAAUAAUUUUCCACUCGCUACUAACUGGGACUUAUGCCCAAAGAUUUCGUAAAGACGUUCCAAAGAGUAUCAACCUUGGGGUGGCGAUGGAAGAACUCAUUUAUAAUUUAGCUGAUAUCCAUUUCUUUUUCAAUGAUCUCGAGGAAUGCGACCAGUCGCAUGUAGACGAUUUGGCAUCAGACGACACUAACCAAGACCUAAGUACUUAUGACUUCAUAUCUGAUGGCUUCAAGACGUCGUCAACCAACGGUGGGAUUUGUCUAGCUUCAGGCGUCCGGGGUGGAGUUGAUUGGAUGCGGAAACUGGCGUUUCGGUACCGCCGAAUUAAAGAAGUCUACACAGGACACAGAACCAAUGUUUCAGGAAUGAUAAACCCCCAAGUUCGUGAGCAGUGGGUACAUUUAAGAUCAGAAAUCGAAGCAUUGACAGACAACUGGACAUCGCUGGUUAUGAAAUGUUUGUCAGUUAUAAAUUCCAGACAAAACUGUGUCAACGUAUUAGUAACCACUACCCAAUUGGUUCCAGCAUUGGCAAAAGUACUGCUUUACGGACUUGGUCCAAUAUUUCCUAUAGAAAACAUAUAUUCCGCAACAAAAAUUGGGAAAGAUAGUUGCUUUGAGCGGAUCGUCUCUCGUUUUGGUCGCAAGUGCACAUAUAUCGUUUUGGGAGAUGGCAAAGACGAGGAAAAGGCCGCUAAACAGAUGACGUUUCCCUUCUGGAGGAUUUCCACACACAACGAUGUAGGCUCACUUUUUAAUGCACUUGAUAUGUCCUACCUUUGAGUCUCUGUGAUUAAUUUUCCGGUGUAUUUACAUCUUUUUUAAUUAGUCAAGUCCAUAAAAGUGUAAAGCUACAGUUUAAAUAAAACAAUCUGCGGGGCAUGAAAUUAAUGUAUGUACUUAUGUACCAUAUAUAAAUAUUGGGCAUAUUAUUUAGUAACACUUGGCUACUUAUGACUACGUAAAGCAUACUGAACUGAGAAAUACUGUCAAAUACUGUCAUUACAAUAGACAUAUAUAACUACUUAUAAUUUAUUGGAGAGUUUUCCAAUUAGUUACACACUUCAGCUAUUGUUAUGCUAGCGUAUUGUUCAAACUAAGAAACUAAUAUUAAACAAUUAGCAAUCUUUCAAAUUUAAUAAAGCGUAGAGAUUUACUCAUAUCUCCAGCUCUAAAGUUCAAUUCUUACAUAAUAAGACUCAUUAAUUCGAGCAUUAGUGUGAAGGUUUUUGUGUUAUUUUAGCACUCUAAACUCAAUUUGUGUGAAGCAAUUUGCAGAUAUAAUCAAAUUUCCGUUCUUCUGUUCCAACACAAUUUAUUCUUCAUAUUUAUAUAAUUUCUUCAAACUUACAAAAAAUUUAUAACGCAACGCUCAAGUAAACAUAAACCUACAUAUAAGUACCAAUAAUUGUACGCACGUAUGUAUUUAUAUAUUAAUUUAUCUCUUAAUUGUAUGAAACUUAACUUGCGACCAGACAUUCGUUAUAGUGGAAACAAUAGCAUUGGAUAACUUACAUGUCACGAGUACCGCAACGUAUACUUAAAUGUAUGUACGUAUGUGGAGUCAGUAUAUUGAUGUGUACAUUGGAUUUGUUUUUUAUCAUAAACUCACUGAUUCAUUAAUCUGGUCUCAACCCAUAAAUAUGUAUGUCUAAUAUAAAUAGAAGUGUCCAAUAAUCGCCAAGUCUUAACAUGCAGCGUAUAAGGUUUACAUACCUAUCCUCUCAAAUAUUAAAGAAAUUGAGUAAUCCAAAUAGUUUUGCUAACCUUACAUUAUUCUAUUCCAUAAUAUUGCUCCGCUGCACUUGCAUCCUUAUGUGUACUUAACGUGAAAUGUAAAAACGUUGUUAAAAUUAAAUGUAAUAUAUAAAGCUGAACAAAGUUGGAAUAAACUGAUAGCGACAGAAUGUCAUACACUUUCACUCUUUAA